AUGAAGACUUCGCGCAGUAUUUCCUCUCUCACGGGAGCUGGCCUCGGAGGCGGCAGUGGUGCAAAUGCCACCGCGGCAUCGGCAAGAAGUAGAGGUACUACAAAAAAUAAAAGCGAUAGAGCGAGCCAGACGCUGAAAUCGAAAGGAAGCAGCAGCGAUGGAAAAAAGAACAAAAAGAAAGUACAGCACGGGUCGGCAGAUGCGGGGGAGCUGACGGCGGUAGUGGUCGUGCAACCAGAUAAGCACGAAGAUAGCAGUCGUGCAAAUAGCAGGACCAUGAAGAUGCGCGUUCUUGAUGAGAAGAGAGCGGGUCAUCUUCCUGCAGCGACGUCGGACCACCUGUCUAAUUCUAGUACUGCACGCACCAGUUCUUGCAAGAAGUGUUGUACAACUUCUCAACAGCUGGUCGCUGCACUCGCUCGUUUAUGCUGCACAGCUUGGCUCUUGUUUUCUCGGCUCUUGACCUCCAGAAACAAAGAUUGUGGACGGAGCAAAAAUUGUGCUGCUCGUGCUGUCGAAUGUAAAAAAACGAAAAAGCGUGCUGAACGUAGCACAAGUUGUGGCAGAAGUAGAGCUACACAUGAUCCUCAAAAAAUCGACGGCAAAAACGAUCUCCAAGGCUCUGACGACGAAGCCUCCGCAGCACAACUGUUGAACUCCAGCAACACGAAGCCGAGCUUUCUGAUGCUUUUUCAGAAAAUGAAGUACGUUAGGGCGGCGCAACAUCAAACGUCUAAUACCACGGAGAACAUGUUUCAUCGCAAGGGCCUCUCGGCGAACGACCGGCGCCAAAAUGUUCUCAUAUCAUGAGAAAAAAGUGUUACAGUUACACAUUUGUUGGAGUUUCUGCAUCACUGUGGCAGAGAAAACCUGUAAUGCGAAGAUCAUAAGGGCAAACAGGAAGGAAAUGAGGCUCCCAAGCGUUUCCUGCAUGAGAAAGGUUGUCUGUGUUGCCGUUGUUGCAACGCAAUGUGUAACUGUAACACUUUUUUCUUCCCAUAUCUCACGAAAAUUCGCCAGUACGUGAGCGAUAAGAACCGGCAGGUCGUCGAUUUCUUCCGAUCAAAAAACACGGAGAGCCAGGUAUCGUAUUUCAAAACGUCCCCACCCCAGAGUUGUAAUGCAAAUCUGCAUGUUCAGAAUGAAUGUUUCUCAUGCGGAGCCCCAUGAGAAGCAUUUUCUAGUCGUGUUUUGCAAUUUCUUGUCAUGCUCCAAUCUGCAUGAUAUACUAGAUCUGUGAUGCUGCUGAGCUAGCUCAAACAGCACUACGCUACGAGUCCAAAUUUGUCAUGCAAAACAGCCAAAGCUUGUGGAUUUGUCUAGCCGAUUCGCCAUCUUGACUAUGGGGCGGGGACGUUUUUACAUAGGAUACCAGGAGGUGGAGGACGGGACUUCCUACUCGUUCAAGAUCCUCAUCAUCAAGCCGAUCAACCACACGGCCAUGGUUUUCCUGUUGUGGCAGGCCCUGAUGAUCGCCGGUUACGGUUCCGGAGCCGCCCUCUGGGUGUUCGACCGAGCGGACUGUAGUCGUGGCCGGCUGGAUGAGGCGGGGGUGGAACAACCAAGUGGUACAAGUGGAGCUACCACUUCCACCGAGGAACAGCACCCGGAAUACGAGGUGCCGCUCUGGUUCGGUGUGCUGUACAGCGUGUUUGUGAUUCUGCCGGUGUCUACCAAAUACAAAUAUCAAUAUGUCUGGGUCUGGAGGAGUGCAAGACUUGUUCCUAUGGGCGACGUUUUGCAUGAUCCAUAAUUAUGUCAGCGAUGUAUGCCUUAGCAUCGCAGAUUUUUAGAGGGCUGCUUGGAGUCUAUAUUCCGCAUCGAUGAGAAUAAACUCCCCCUCCGCGUAGCACAAACAAACUGGCCUCUUCUCGUGAUGCUGGCCAUGCAACACAAAUUCUUUUGGAUUCCGAAGGCAGCAUCGCAAGUUGCAACCAUGUUCCAGACCCAGACAUACUUGCAAUGCAUAGUUUCGCUCUACGUCAGUCUCGUGGUCAACGCUGUGUUCCUCGCUCUGAUCUUCAGCUGGCUGCUCAGGGAGCGGAUUAUCACCUGAAAAUCAAAAUUAAUCUCCAUUGUUCCUAUCUUCCAAAAAUUUAUCACACAAUACAUGGAGUAGGGCUUUUGUCAUGCAAAAAAAAGUAGAUGGGGUUGGGGACGACGAUGGUCGGUUUUCAGGGAAUGCGGAUCUUUGAGCAGUUGGGGCAGCUCCGACUGCUGGGACAGAUAGUGGGCAGCACAGAUUUCGGGCGUGUUUCCUCGUCUUUCGGAACUUCUUGUUCUUCCGUAUCAAAUGUAAAAAUGUCUGGGUCUGGAAGAAUCCGAACUUGUGAUGCUGCAUUUGGAUAGUAAAAAAAUCUGUAUUGCAUGACCAGCAAAGGGAAUGCAUUUUUGGCUACGCGGAGAGGGCAUUUGUCAUGCGGAAUAGGUAUCACGAAGCCCUCAAGAAGUCUGUGAUGCUAGGGCAUGCAUCACAGACAUCAUGGCCCAUGCAAAACGUGCAUGACAAGUUUCAGAAUCUUCCAUACCCAGACAUUUUUGCAUUUGAUAUUCCGGGGUUGGGAACAUCAACAUGGCGAUACAGCAACCGAGCACAGCGAGGCCGCCCGCCCUCGUUCCACAACAUCCAGGCUGUUCUUCAACGGAUUUUAUCCUAUGUAAAAACGUCCCCACCCCAUGCCCACAUAGAUUAUGCUUCUCUUCUCGUCGUAGUUCGUUCUCCCCUCUUUUUCAUCUGAAAAUUUGAAGUUUCUCUGUGCUUUAAUUUGGUCUUUCCAGUACAUAAACACCCCAUGCCCACAGUCAACAUGGGGAAUCGGCUAGACAAAUCCACAAGGUUUGGCUCUUUCGCAUGACAAAAUUGGAAUCGUAGUGUAGUACUGUUUUAGGUAGUUCAGCAGCAUCACGCAUCCAGAUACCAUGCUGAUUGGAGCAUGACAAAUUUCAAAACGUGAAUAGAAAAUGCUUCUCAUGGGGCUCCGCAUGAGAAACAUUCUCAGCAUGCAGAUUUGCAUAUGCAACUAUGAGGUGGGGAUGUUUUUAAAUGCGAUAGAUUUCGGGCGUGUUUCCUCGUCUUUCGGAACUACUUGUUCUUCCGUAUCAAAUGUAAAAAUGUCUGGGUCUGGAAGAAUCCGAACUUGUGAUGCUGCAUUUGGAUAGUAAAAAAAUCUGUAUUGCAUGACCAGCAAAGGGAAUGCAUUUUUGGCUACGCGGAGAGGGCAUUUGUCAUGCGGAAUAGGUAUCGCGAAGCCCUCAAGAAGUCUGUGAUGCUAGGGCAUGCAUCACAGACAUCAUGGCCCAUGCAAAACGUGCAUGACAAGUUUCAGAAUCUUCCAUACCCAGACAUUUUUGCAUUUGAUAUUCCGGGGUUGGGAACAUCAACAUGGCGAUACAGCAGCCGAUCACAGCGAGGCCGCCCGCCCUCGUUCCACAACAUCCAGGCUGUUCUUCGACUCCUAGGGACUGUUCUUCUCCGUGGGAAGUUUGUGUGCCGUUGCAGACUUUCCCUUUACAGAGUUAUGAGCCCAAAACAUAAGUAGAACUAGAAGUAGCGCCGUCAUACAUAAGUAGAGUAGCAUCAGUAGGCUAGAACUAUGAAGGGCACUCGCAACCAAGGCGACGAAGCAGUAACAGUCACAGCCAGUAGUAGGCUGACAGGCAAGCAGCAACAGGAAAGCGGGCGACGUAGGCAGCCCGAAGCGAGAAGAAUAGCGAGCGGUCGGAACGGCUAGGAAACGAAGGAAGAGCUGCUGCGAUCGUUCGCACAGCUAGGCAAGCAGCAGGCCCAGUAGAGUAUGAAUGAUUUGGAUUUUGAAACUAGAACUAGCAGGAAGAACCUACCCAACACCGGUAGCAAGAUGCAAAGCACUCGAACCCGUAGACCUGCGCAUCUGGAAUCCUUAGGGGAAUCAGAUCGCGACCUGGCUACUUCAGUGCAAAGCUUUAGCGCUUCAGCAUCUACAGAGCAAGAAAAGCACUCACCUGACAAACUUCGAAGAUUCCAGCCUUUUCAUUCGAUCGCAAGAUCGGGCAAUAACAAAAGGGACAGGUGGAGGAUUUGAAUUUGUUCGAGUUGCUAACGACCCAGGCGCGACCUGCGGCAAGGAAGGAAGCUAGUCGGCCAGACAGCACAGCACAGAGGACCACUAGGGUCGUGGAUUCGUUCCACCAGCGCGAUAGAGAACUUCGACACCAGGCACAGGGCAAAAAUCGCACCCGUGCACAGAUUCGAAUACGUGGCAGAACAGAGGACGGGCCCACGAGCCGUCGGCGCCAGCUUGCGAGCGGUCGGCAUGUCGCCACAGGAACGGACAGGCUACGAGCCGUCGGCGCCAGCCUGCGGGCGGUCGACAAGUCAACACAGAGAGGAAGAGGCUACCUUCGAGGUUUGGCCAGGCUGCUCAAAGGCCCGAGCAUGCCACACAGCACACAGAUAGAUAGAUACGAGGUCGAAGGAUGUAAGACGUCCCAGGACGGUGCGUGGACGCAUUCAAAUAGAAAAAGCGCAGCUGUGACCGACUUAGCAAGUUGCUCUAUGAAUGGUUUUCGAUGCCUCGAAUUCCGCAAGAAGAUCCCGCCCGAGCGCGUGGCCAGAUCUGUUGCUUCGUGCACUGACAAGAUUCCUGCUUUGGCAGCGAAUUCAUUUUGACGAUUUAGGUUCUGACUCGAUUCCCAAUCGCGUCCCCAUUCCAAAAAGUAUAUCUGUUUUGAAAAAGAAAAACCCACUAGGCACAGACACAGGAAACUCAGUCACCGUUUCAGGGGGUGAAGUGCAGACCAAACCUGCAGUAGGUGAAACGGCGCCAGAGUUUCGGCGUCCGGAACGGGUAGAACCCAAAGCCCCACGAGAAAAGCAAGAACAGGCGGCCAGUAGCGGCUGCAGAGGAUUCCCCGACCGGGGGGAGAAGAAAGACGACGAUGAAGAAAGACGGAUGUUUGUAGAUUUAGUUGUAGAGACGAGAACGCACUAUGGCUACGCAGCAAGACAGAUUUACAGUUUUGAAACUUUGGACUUUGGAGUGAGGGGGUGUAUGACGGAUAAGUUUGUAAUGCACCCACAGCCUCACAGAGUACAAACUUGAUCCACUCCAAUAGUCCAAAGAUCUAGAUAGCCUAAGGACAUGAAGACAGAUAGAGAUCCUUAGUGUUGUAGUACCAUGAAGACAGUCCACAGGGCUAGGAAGACACUGAGCCAACAUGAUGAACACAUAUACACCCAGGGCCCUUGAGCUAGGACAGACUUACAGCAUAGCAGUACUAGACUUAGUCAUGGCACUGUAGAUGUGCAUAGUUGUUCUACCAUCGUAGUGUAGUUUGUAUUGCGUACUCCGUGGGAAGUUUGUGUGCCGUUGCAGACUUUCCCUUUACACAGCGAGGCCGCCCGCCCUCGUUCCACAACAUCCAGGCUGUUCUUCGACUCCUACUGGUGUUGUCGCAAAGAACCACCAUCCGAUCUCGUCCACGCCACUAGCUUACAAUUCUUUUCCUCCAGGAACCGGCGCAACGUCUUGUGCCGCCGAAACGGCGCAGCUGGUCGCGCAACACGUCGAGUACCGCCCCCCGUCUAGCAGUAGUACAACAAGCAUGAUGGCAGCGACCCCU
This is a messenger RNA of Amoebophrya sp. A120, 5601 nucleotides long. Lineage: Eukaryota; Dinophyceae; Syndiniales; Amoebophryaceae. The record is from the annotation of a GenBank genome assembly.